UCUACUUCUAACUAACUUAAGGUUCUUAUUUCCUUCACAUUCUAACAUGACUCAGCAGAAUGUCGUAGUCUCUGAAACCAAAUCAGGAAUCAACGCUGCUAUUACAAUGACACAAAAGCCACCCGCACCACCCGCUGGUUACAUUCCUAUUCCAAGAAGGAGAAUUUUGAAGAACCUUGAAAUCAACGCUGGACAGAGAAUCAAUACAUGUAUUGAUUCUAUGAGAGCUUCUUCUCCAACUCAUGUUAAAUCAACACCUUCUUUCGCUGAAGAAUACAACUCUUGGAUUCUUCGGCACCCAUCAGCAUUAGACAUGUUUGAACAAAUUAAGGAUGCAUCAAAGGGAAAACAAAUUGUCAUGUUUUUGGACUAUGAUGGUACUUUGUCUCCUAUUGUUGAUGACCCUGACCGUGCUUUCAUGUCGGAAUCGAUGAGGAAAACAGUGAGGAAGCUUGCAAGGUGUUUUCCUACUGCAAUUGUUACUGGAAGAUGCAUAGACAAAGUUUACAAUUUCAUUCGCUUGGCUGAGCUAUAUUAUGCUGGAAGCCAUGGUAUGGAUAUUAAAGGGCCAACAAAAGAGUCCAAAUACAACAAAAAUAACAAAGCAGAGGCACUUCUUUUUCAACCUGCCAGAGAAUUUGUUCCUAUGAUAAAUGAGGUAUACCAAAAAUUAGUUGAGAAAACAAAAUCAACUCCUGGUGUCAUAGUCGAGAAUCACAAAUUUUGCGCCUCUGUUCAUUUUCGCUGUGUUGAUGAAAAGAGAUGGAUUGAAUUAGCACAGCAAGUGAAAUCUGUGUUAAAAGAAUACCCGAAACUUCAUCUUACCCAUGGAAGAAAGGUAUUGGAGAUUCGUCCCUCUAUUAAAUGGGACAAGGGGAAAGCCUUGGAAUUUUUGUUAGAGACACUUGGAUUUGCCAACUGUAACGAUGUAUUUCCUGUAUAUAUUGGUGAUGAUAAAACCGAUGAAGAUGCAUUCAAGAAAUUAAGUGACAGAGGACAAGGUUUUGGAAUUUUGGUCUCUAAAUUUCCAAAGGAAACUACUGCAUCAUACUCUUUACAAGAACCCAAUGAGGUUAUGGAAUUCCUUCAACGUUUGGUGGUGUGGAAAAAAGUAACUCCACGAUCACGUUCCCGGGUGUAAAUGAAAACAAGACAUUGUACAUCCCUAUCUACGGACAUAAAAUACAUGACGACCUUUUUUUUCUCUACUAUGUUUUGUUUAGAUUAGAAGAAAUUAAGAGCUAAAAUGUAUGAAAAAAAGAGAAAGAAAGACAAAAGUGUCUUUCUCAAUUUGAAGCUCGAUUGUCUACAUUGAUGUAAUUAGUACGGGGAAAAGUAUAUGUAUGUACCAUGAUCAGAUGUAAUGUAAUUCUGAAUGGAUUAAAUUUGUGCUCUUCCAAUAUGAUUAAAUAUAUUAUAAGUUACUUAUC
Molecule: messenger RNA, 1430 nt
Organism: Cicer arietinum (chickpea)
Lineage: Eukaryota; Viridiplantae; Streptophyta; Magnoliopsida; Fabales; Fabaceae
Product: probable trehalose-phosphate phosphatase J
Biological process (GO): trehalose biosynthetic process
Molecular function (GO): trehalose-phosphatase activity
Source: RefSeq, a predicted model, not a curated record